AUGACCCCUAAUGUCUUUCAGGCAGCCAUUCAGUCCCAGCUGGAUGGUGUUCGCACUGGACUGACCCAACUGCACAGCGCCCUGCUGGACGUCAAAGACAUCCAGAGCUCAUUGGCUGAUGUGAGUAAAGACUGGAGGCAGAGCAUCAACACCAUAGAGAACCUGAAAGACGUUAAGGAUGCUGCAGUUCAACACAGUCAGCUGGCCUCUGCUGUGGAAAACCUUAAAAACAUUUUCUCUGUACCAGAGAUUGUGGCGGAGACACGGCAGCUGAUAGAGCAGGCAGAGCUGCUGCAGGCCCACAGGAAGCUGAUGGACCUGGAAUGUUCACGGGAUGAUCUCAUGUAUGACCAGUACCGUAUGGACAGCAAGAACACCAGUGACAUGAACCUCAUCUCCGUCCUCUUUGGAGACGUUCGGGGGUUGUCAGAUGAGCUGGCCAAACAGUUAUGGAUGGUACUUCAGAGGUCCAUGGUAACGGUUCGUCGUGAUCCUACCAUGCUGGUGUCAGUGGUUCGUAUAAUUGAGCGGGAGGAGAAGAUCGAUCGGCGUAUGGUUGAUCGUCAGAAGCAGACUGCUUUCAUCCCGCCGGGUCGACCCAAACGAUGGAAGAACAAGAUGUUUGAGGUGUUGGAGGGUACAGUCGGCACCCGCAUUGAGAGCACGCAGGCGGUUACGAGAGAGGCUGAUAAAAUGUGGCUGGUUCGUCUUCUAGAAAUAACCAGGAAAUAUGUUUUGGAUGACCUCCUUGUCGUCAAGAACCUUAUGGUGCAGUGCUUCCCCCCACACUACAACACUUUCAACAGAUUUUUCUGUCUCUACCACAAUGCUGUGUCCUACCGUAUUAAAGAACUGUCUGCUGAGGACUUGGAGGCUAAUGAGAUUGUGUCUCUGCUAACCUGGGUUCUCAACACAUAUCAGAGUGUGGAGAUGAUGGGCCAUCCAGAGCUCCAGUCAGAGUGUGACAUCAACCAGCUGGAACCGCUGCUGCCUCAGACUGUGGUGGAUCACCUGCUCGGCAAAUAUGUCAAGACAUUUACAUCUAAUAUAACAGGUUGGCUGCGGAAGGCCUUGGAAACAGACAAAAAGGACUGGAAGAAAGAAACAGAACCAGAGGCCGACCAAGAUGGCUAUUACCAGACCACACUGCCAGCCAUUGUCUUUCAGAUGUUUGAGCAGAACCUACAAGUUGCUGCGCAGAUUGAUGGGGAUUUUAAAGAACAAGUGCUGAAGCUCUGCCUGAAACAGAUGAACACUUUCCUUAUGAGGUACAGAGAGGAGGUGGUGGUCUACAAAGAAGAGCACCUGAGAGACAGACAGCUGCCUCAGUAUUAUGUACAGUACAUGAUAGCCAUCAUUAACAACUGCCAGACAUUCAAAGAGUCCAUCAACAGUCUGAAGAGGAAGUACUCUGAGUCUUCAGAGCCCACUGACAGUGAUGCUGCCAUAGAGAGGACACUCAAUGAGGUAGCCAAGGAGGGAUGUCAGUUCCUAUUGGAUGAAGUCUUCCUAGACCUCGAACAUCACCUGAAUGAGCUGCUGACCAGGAAGUGGCUAACGGGCUCGCAUGCUGUGGACACCAUCUGUGUGACAGUGGAGGACUAUUUCAAUGAUUUCAACAAGAUCAAGAAACCCUUCUGUCAGGAGAUGACAAGUGAGGCCCUGCGCAGAGUGGUGGUGGAGUACAUUAAAGCAGUGAUGCAGAAGAGGAUCACCUUUAAAAACGCUGAUGAGAGGAGGGAGGGAGCUGAGAGGAUGAUCAAAGAGGCUGAUCAGUUUAAGUUCCUCUUCGGGAAGCUGGCAGCUGGUGAAGACACAACCGACUUUGUGGUGCCAUCGCUGCCAUUGCUGAAGUGUUCAAGCUGACUGACCCUACACUGCUUUUCCUGGAGGUCACCACUCUGGUGUCCAAAUAUCCUGACAUCAGGGAGGAGCACAUCCAGGCAUUGUUGGCAGUUCGCGGUGACGCCAGCAGGGAUUUGCGCCAGAUGAUCAUCGGGACCCUCAGUGAGAAC
This is a messenger RNA of Monopterus albus (swamp eel), 2015 nucleotides long. It is a transcript of the gene exoc3, whose product is annotated as exocyst complex component 3. The transcript is spliced from 14 exons. Gene Ontology annotation, biological process: exocytosis; exocyst localization. Gene Ontology annotation, molecular function: SNARE binding. Lineage: Eukaryota; Metazoa; Chordata; Actinopteri; Synbranchiformes; Synbranchidae. Bases 1 to 1866 code for a protein of 621 amino acids. Gene Ontology annotation, cellular component: exocyst. The record is from RefSeq and is a predicted model, not a curated record.